Messenger RNA from Chilo suppressalis (striped riceborer), 3105 nucleotides. Lineage: Eukaryota; Metazoa; Arthropoda; Insecta; Lepidoptera; Crambidae. The record is from the annotation of a GenBank genome assembly.
CCGCGACUCAAACUAUCUAUAUACUAAAUUUCAUCUAAAUUGGUUUAGCGUUAAUCGUGAAGAGGUAACAGACAGACAGACGCACUUUCGCAUUUAUUAUGAUAGUAUGUAUGGAUGGAUUUAUUAAAGAACCCAAAUUAACGUUUUAAUAAAUAAAAGCUUAUUAAUUUACCAAAAUUAAGAGUGACAACCCUAACGCUCAAUCGGUGCGUAGGUAUUUAGCUCAACAAAAUGGCCUAGUUGCAGUACGGCUUUAGCUUAUAUUUAUAUUCUGUGAUAUUAGUGUGGAUAAGCAUAACACCCAAUAAAAAUAUUAUUAUUACAAAGAACCGUGUCGUUUCUUUAUUACGGGAUAAACAAUAUCCCAUUCAGCCGUUUCGUAGAAAUGCCUAUAGACCAAGGCCUCACUCACAUUUAGACUGUGGGAAAGAACCGGUACUAUCAGUAUUGCCAGUAUAUAGUAGGCGCACAAUUUAGUAUGGAAAUUAUAAUGAUGUAUAUCUAUAAUUUUUGAUGAAUAUAUAAUUCAUUAAUAACUUCAAUGAAUAAUAUUUAUCUGACAUGUCGGACUGAGAUCAAAAGAUAAACAUAGAUGCAUUAUAUGUUUAUGUGCAUGUGUGCAGAUAGGAAAGUCUAUCCAAUGGACAGCGUUAGAGUGUGAAACUGGUGUCGUCGUUAAGCUGACCUAUCACAACAUUCAAAACUGAUUCCGGAAAAUAUCUUGAAAACAACCAAUGCUAAAUAUGACAUCUUUAAGGCGUGGUUAUUUUACCUAAUUAGUAUUUAUUUUAAAGAGUUACUAUAUUAUUAACGUCUUUCAUAGGAAGAACGGGCUUUAACCCACAACCCGGGUCCAGCUAGUAUACGGAUUGCUGGGUGCUAACGACUGCAGAAAUGCAACCAGGACCAACAAUUUAAAGUAACUUCCGAUGCAUAUUCCUUUAAGCUCAUAUGAUAAAUUUUUGAUCACCCAUCUAAUAAACGGCCAUUGGGAUUUUUUAUUAACUUGAACGAUCGUAGACGGAACGCGAUAACCACUGCACCAUCCAGCCGGCUUCUACGCUAUUUUUUUGAAAUUUAUAGUGUCUAACUAAAGAGCAAAUUGCAUAUCCAUCAAUGUUUUUCAGGACAAAUAUCUUAGGCGAUACUCAAUACGAUAGAUUGGGAGGAGUAAAACAUCAUAGUAUAUAUAGUCGUGUGACGCUCUUUACGCAUUUCCGUUUCAUCUUUUCCAUUUACACCCCGCCCGAAAAUAAGUUUCACUUCUAAAGAAUUUAGUUAGUAGUUUUUGCGUGGAAGCGUAACAAACAAAGACACUCACUUUCGUAUUUUUAAUUUUUAUUAAACGAGAUAUGGAUUGCUAUUUUGGAAUAAAGUUCAUAAUCUACUUUAAAAUUGGUGCCAUAACUUAAUAUUGAAUCUAGCAAUUUGGCCAUAGAAUUCUUGUUUAUUUGGUAGGUAGACAAGCAGAGGCACUCACACACUAGCACACAACUCCCGCCAAAGUAACCAUAGAAUUUUGCUAAAUGCGCCCCUUCAACCGUCUGCGCGCAUGUUAUAGUGAGCUUUAACAAAGUUUCUUUGUUGGCAAUAUUAACAAGAAGGAUUGGCAAACGAGUGUAGUUCCUAGAGCAAUACACACCUUACCGACCAAGCUUGGAAAAGUAGACUUUUUUAAGUUUUUAAAUUUUAUGUUUUGUUGUUGUUUCGGUAGACUUUAUAAAGAUAUAUACUUUAUAAAUAUUUGUGUCCAAAAUAUUGAUGACCAUGUGUGCUGAAGCAUCUCCCUGGCAGCAGAGGUACAAUAAAUGGAAACAACGCGUGGGUCCGCAACUACGGUCGGGACACUUGGCCGACUGUACAUUCGAGGUUGGUUCGGAACCGAACAUUUUUAAGCUUUCUGGACACAAGCUGGUCUUAGCUGCGGUGUCUCCCGUAUUUGAAUCUAUGUUCUACGGAUCUAUAGCAGAGAAAAGUAACUACAUACGAAUACCAGACAUCCAGCCAGAAGCAUUCAAAGCUCUGUUAGAAUAUAUUUAUAUAAAUGACGUGAUCGUAAAUACAUUUGAUAUGGCAUGCGAACUCUACUAUGCGGCUAAAAAGUACAUGUUGCCUCAACUUGUGAAGAUUUGCUCAGAGUAUUUAAUAUCUAAAGUGGACAAACUAAACGCUUGUAAAACUUACGAGUUCGCUAUUAUCUUCGAUGACAAAGUGCUGAUAGAAGAAUGUAUUCAGAUAUUCAAAAAUAAUACGAUAGAAAUAUUGAACAGCAACAAUUUAGAAGAAGUUGAUUUAAAUACUUUAAUUGUUAUAUUCUCUCUGGACAAUCUAAACAUAGAGAAUGAAAUGGAUUUAUUUAAAGCCAUCAAACGAUACGCUGAUGCUCAGGAAGAGUAUAAUGCAAGUCUUACUAUCAAUAAACAUGAACCAACAGCUGUAAAGACAAGCGACAAUUCGUCAAAUUUUAUUAAACAUGUAAAGGAAUUCAAUGGUGAUGUCCUUAUUGAGGUUAGUCCUGAAAAUGCCUACGAGGAAGACAUAGUUGUUGAACAAAAACAACCUGCUAUUGAAACUGUUAGUGACCUCCGUAAAGAGAAAGACGACACGAAGAAAGUCACAAUCCGGAACGCCGUUGAGAAAAUACGUUUCCUUACGAUGACACCGAAGCAAUUUGUGGACGGCCCUGCACAGUCCACGCUGCUUACAAAGGCUGAAGUGUACGCAGUUUUGAUGAACAUCAGUUCUACCAAGUCUGCUGUACCAAUGCCCUGUGGAUUGUCCACCUCCCGCGCGAAGAGACUGAAAAAUCAAGUCAUUGAAUACGAAUCCGACUGAGCGUUCAUAGUUUAAGCGGAUGGAGUUCGAACUUGACCAAUGUAUUACGGACAUAGCGAGGUACACUUGUAAACAUAAGUCCAAUAGGAAUAAUUAUAUAUAAGUGUCUCUAGAGUGUCUAGCACAUUUUCUUUAUGUAGGUAGUACCUAUUUAUAGUUAUAACAAUGAUUGUUUUAAUAAAAUAGUAAAGGUAAGUAAUUUAAAGUACCUUUCAUUUCAAUUUGUGUUUUCAAAAUAAAACUUGGUAUUAUAAAUAAAUUUGUUUGUGU